Tremella mesenterica DSM 1558 is the source of this 807-nucleotide messenger RNA. RefSeq lists its product as uncharacterized. NCBI's taxonomy places the organism in Eukaryota, Fungi, Basidiomycota, Tremellomycetes, Tremellales, Tremellaceae. The record is from RefSeq and is a predicted model, not a curated record. The transcript has 4 exons. The coding region runs from base 1 to 807 and encodes 268 amino acids.
AUGACGCAAGAUGUCACCGCUAGGUUGCCUGCGCCCACUUUAUCCUAUUCUUCCCCUCCCCCUUCACCCACCACGACCCCUCUCCACAACAUCUUUGCACCCGAUGUACACUCAACCCUCGACGGUCACCAGCUCGACCCCGACGACGACGACGACGACAUCAGUCCACCUUCACCUCAACGUCCCAUCAAGAAGCGACGUGAAUCUCUCGACCCAUACUCGAUCUUGGACUUGAAUGGGCAGACAACUAUCACCGCAGCUCGUUCCAAAGCUGUGUCAAGGCUGAGGAUAGGGUUACAGAUACAACAGUAUAUGAAAUUCGUUCGGUUCUCCCGAUCCAUCUUAAAGACGUUACCGAAAAAAACGAAAAAUCGUUCAAAACAUGAUGUUCAUGUCCCACUUGAAUGUUCCAAGAGGUUGAUCAGACUUGCCAAAUCGACCCGUGAUAAGUUGGCUGUCAUCUGUAAACACCGUUCCAAAGGUCCCAAAUGGGAAAAUUCAAGUGGUAAGAUAAUCUCGGCACCUUUAGAAUACGUAUUACCCACUUGGAAGUAUAAGCUUCAAAUAGCUCGUUCGAAUCGUCAUGAUGCUCAAGUAAUUCCUUUACAAGAAGACCAAGAGCAAGAGCAACAAGAACCCGAAGAGGAAGAAGAAGAAGAAGAGGAGGAAGAAGAAGAGACGAUAGAUAUGAUAAAACUUGGAAAAUUGGUUAAAAAAGCAAAGAAAUGGUCUACCGGUGAAAAGUUUUCUUCGGCCAUGUUGGAAGCUUCAAGGGUUUAUGGGCCUUUUCGUGGUGUGGGUUUGUGA